Molecule: messenger RNA, 981 nt
Organism: Rhincodon typus (whale shark)
Lineage: Eukaryota; Metazoa; Chordata; Chondrichthyes; Orectolobiformes; Rhincodontidae
Product: probable G-protein coupled receptor 139
Exons: 2
Coding region: 1-981 (326 amino acids)
Biological process (GO): G protein-coupled receptor signaling pathway
Cellular component (GO): membrane
Molecular function (GO): G protein-coupled receptor activity
Source: RefSeq, a predicted model, not a curated record
AUGCAUGAAAUAAUAACAGGCCUGGUGUUUGAAAUUUACUAUCCAUUCAUUGCAGCAAUCGGAGUUCCAGCAAACGUGGCAGUGAUAGUCAUUCUGUCUCGAAACAGAUGCUGCCUGUCUGGAUGUGUCAUCUAUUACCUGGUGUCCAUGACAGUGACGGAUCUCUUGGUCAUUGUCACAGCUGUAAUAUUAAACCGGAUAGCUGGGAUGUACUUCCCAUUCAGUUUCUUGUCCAUUACCCCAUUGUGCAGUUUUCGUUCUGCCUUCAAUUAUGCAGCUCUUGCCAGUUCUGCCUGGUUGACAGUCAGUUUCACCUUCGAUCGAUUUGUUGCAAUCUCUUGCCAGAAGCUGAAAGUUAAAUAUUGCACUGAAAAAAUGGCAGGACGUGUUAUAAUAAUUGUGUUUGUGCUCUCCUGUGUCAAAAAUACCUUCACGUAUUUUUAUUACGAACCCAUGUAUCUAGUUAAUAAUGUCCCUUGGUUCUGCGCCCUAAAAGCAGUAUUUUAUACAUCACCAGCUUGGACUGCAUAUGACUGGAUUCGAUCAAUUUUAACACCUUGUCUCCCGUUUAUUCUGAUUUUACUGCUUAAUGUUCUAACUGUCAGACAAAUUUUAGUGGCAAAUCAAGCCCGUAGGAGACUCAGGAACUUAAACACUAGAGAUAAUCAGAAUGACCCAGAAAUAGAGAAGCGCAGAAAGUCUAUUGUUUUACUCUUUGCCAUCUCAGGCAGUUUCAUUCUGUUAAAUUUGUUAUGUUUUUUAACGAUCCCUUAUGUCCGAGUUGCAGAUGUGACGUAUCCUUCAGGUUCUGAUCCAGACACUUUCAUAUUUAUUCUUCAAGAAAGUGGAUACAUGCUUCAAUUAUUGAGUUCCUGUAUCAACCCGUUUAUUUACGCUGGCACCCAGCGUAAGUUCAGAAUGGAAUUGAUGAACGGGGUAAAAUAUCCAUUGAACCUAUUUAUUGGAGUAUUCAAAUGUUAA